CACGCGCAGCUUCGACGCGACUCGCUUCUCAGCUUCCGCCGGCUCUCGUGCAGAGGCACUGCACACCGCUUCAUUCAUUUUCUCUCCACUCGGGAAGGGCCAUCCUUGAGCUCUCGCUUGUUUUGUGAUCGGUUUUCGUUUGGUUUCCCGCAAACAAGCCGUUUUAACCUCGCUAUGGCAAACAAGGAGGAGAAAGCCGAAGGGAAGGAGUCGAGCUGGAAAGAUUUUAUCUACAACCCGCGGACGGGAGAAUUCCUGGGGCGCACUGCAAGCAGUUGGGCUCUCAUCUUCCUCUUCUAUUUGGUGUUUUAUGGCUUCCUUGCUGGGAUGUUCUCCCUCACCAUGUGGGUGAUGCUGCAAACACUGGAUGAUUACACUCCCAAGUACAGGGACCGAGUCGACAACCCAGGUCUGAUGAUCAGGCCCAGGUACCUGGAAGUCAUAGUAAACCGCUCUAACCCACAGCAGUACAACAAGUAUGUCCAGGACCUGGAGAACUUCCUCCUGGAUUAUAAUGAUACGCUGCAGGAGCAGAAUGUGCAAUGCCCAGAAGGCCAAUAUUUUUUGCAGGACGAUCCAGAAGAGAAAAAAGUUUGCCAGUUCAAGCGUAGUCAACUGCGUCAGUGUUCUGGCCUGGCUGAUACAACUUUUGGAUAUAGCGAGGGACAGCCCUGCGUGUUGAUCAAGAUGAAUCGGAUUAUAGGUCUGAUGCCCCGAGGACAGCCGUACAUCAACUGCACGGCCAAGAGAGAAAUUCCUCUGCAGAUGCAGUAUUACCCAACUGAGGGCCACAUUGACAAGAUGUACUUCCCCUACUAUGGCAAGAAAGCACAUACUAAAUAUGUGCAGCCACUGGUGGCUGUGAAGCUGCAGCUACAUGAGCAGGAUUAUAACACACCUCUGACCAUCGAGUGUAAGGUGGAGGGCUCCAACCUGCGCAACAAUGACGAACGUGACAAGUUCUUGGGUCGAAUCACGUUCCGUGUCCAUGUGACCAAGUAGCCUGGAUUGCUCACUGGAGCUGCACGAUGUCCAUCACUCGCAUCCCAGUCCCCCUACCCGUUCUCCUUACACACACUUGCGUGAGGUAGCCCCUCGCUCCUCCCAUGUCACACUACCUUCUGAAAACCUUAAGGGAGCUUGACAUUUAUCUGUACUGUACUCUGAAGGUAGGUUCAGAGUGGUGCAAUGGGCUGCUCAUAUAGCAAUGCGUGUGUGUGUGUAUGUAUGUAUGUAUGUAUGUAUGUGUGUGUAUGUGUGUAUAUAUAUAUAUAU
This is a messenger RNA of Ictalurus punctatus (channel catfish), 1275 nucleotides long. It is a transcript of the gene atp1b3b, whose product is annotated as ATPase Na+/K+ transporting subunit beta 3b. The record is from RefSeq and is a predicted model, not a curated record. NCBI's taxonomy places the organism in Eukaryota, Metazoa, Chordata, Actinopteri, Siluriformes, Ictaluridae. Gene Ontology annotation, molecular function: ATPase activator activity. Gene Ontology annotation, biological process: sodium ion export across plasma membrane; intracellular sodium ion homeostasis; potassium ion import across plasma membrane. Gene Ontology annotation, cellular component: sodium:potassium-exchanging ATPase complex. The transcript has 7 exons. The coding region runs from base 175 to 1002 and encodes 275 amino acids.